AUGAGUCGGUUAGUGCCAGUUGCGGUGUUGGUGCUGAGUGUCAUCAGUGGAGUUCGAUGUGGAUUUGGACUGGAUGUAUCGGCACCGACCGUUACGGCAAGCAUUGCCAGUGCUAUCGGGAGUGGAAUAAGUUCAGUGGUUAAGGCAAAUGCUUCGAUUAAAGUGGAAACGGGAGCUGACACCAGUGGAACCAUUGAGACACUUAUAACUAUUGCGAACAAUGUGACCAAUCCGAUGAACAGGUUGCUGGGAAGCAUUUUGGCAGGUGCCAGCAGCAGGGAUGUGAACAGUCAAGAACUCUUCAACAACAUUUCCACGUUGAUUACGAAUACAUCAACUUCAAUCAGUGCCGCAUCAUCAACUGCAAAGAAUCUCCAGAUGACUACCAAGUCCUACUUAUAUAAUCAAAUGAACAGAAAUUUGACUGCGCUCAACAAAGUGUUGAAAAAUCUUUCGAGUGGACUGGACAUUGUGAAAUCGCAAGUAGAAAUUGCGGCUAGUGCCGAGUAUCCGCCCACAAUUACCAACAUAACAGUCUACUUCAACAAAACCGUAGUGGCCAACCUGACAACUCCUCUGAAAGCCAUAAGAAAUCACCUCACCAGCGUUGCAUCUACUAUCAACAUUAUCGCAACCGAGCGAAGUCAGGCCAUAAACUAUCAGACGCAACUCAACGAAACCAUCAGCACUGCUAUUCGGAAUAUUGCGAGUGCGGCAGUCAACUUCAAUCGCACCGUACUGGAUGUCUACCUACGAAUCAGUCAGCAACAAGCCACUACCUUCAAGGCUAUUAAUCAAACGUACGCAUCGAUUGUUGUCCGCGCCGAAUCCUACGGUGGAGACAUCCGCAAUUUAACGCAAUUCCUAGCGGACAUGGCAACUGCCAACGCGAGUUUCACACAGUUUGUCGAUCUCAGCACCAACUACAGCAUGGAGCAGGUCUCUAAAGCGCUCGAAGAGCAAACCGCAAUGGUAACGGGAACGCUUGUCAACAUCGUUAAUAAUGUAACCGCCCAGUCCGUAACGAACUCAAGCGCCAAUACUGCGUCCUGCACGCAGAAAGCCGUACAGCAACUGCAGCAGAGCCCGGUGUCCAUGGGCCGGCUGGUCAGCUGCAUGCAAUCCGAAACGAACAGCUUCCGUACGACGACCCAAUUCGUUCAGGUACAGAUGGAGGGCGUAAAGAGUGCAGCCGCUUCGAUUGCUGUCCAGUUGUCCAGAAUAUGUCAACGGGACACCGGACCGUGCACCAGUUAUUUCUUUGCAGCACUGCCAGAUCAUUCGCAGAGGGUGCAGAACAAGAUCUCGGUUGUCGCCGGCGGAGUUAGCAACGAUGAGCAUAUUGUAACCGGGCGGAUCGUCGACUGUCUUACCGGAGUCGGCGAAGAUAUUGUGACGAAUGCCCAGAACAUUUUGAACAAGUUCACGAAAUGCUUGACAACGGUUCGGGCGGUUCCAGUUGUUUGA
Ochlerotatus camptorhynchus is the source of this 1467-nucleotide messenger RNA. RefSeq lists its product as uncharacterized. The record is from RefSeq and is a predicted model, not a curated record. NCBI's taxonomy places the organism in Eukaryota, Metazoa, Arthropoda, Insecta, Diptera, Culicidae. Bases 1 to 1467 code for a protein of 488 amino acids. The transcript has 2 exons.